Toxorhynchites rutilus septentrionalis is the source of this 2499-nucleotide messenger RNA. RefSeq lists its product as uncharacterized. The transcript has 2 exons. The record is from RefSeq and is a predicted model, not a curated record. Lineage: Eukaryota; Metazoa; Arthropoda; Insecta; Diptera; Culicidae. The coding region runs from base 786 to 1427 and encodes 213 amino acids.
AAAUUGUCGGACAGUGACAAUCGUUAUUGGAUCCAACGGAAUGAUCGGGAUACAGGGCUCCAAAUCUACCCUUGCAUGAAGGACUGUGGAAAGAUAUAUACUACCUAUGCAACUAUGAUACGACACAUGCGAUUGGAUUGUGGAAGCGAGAACCGAUACAAAUGUGAUUUGUGUUAUAAAACAUUUAAGCGGAAGUACCAUUUGAAUCGACACCACAGGACACGCGUUUGUCAAGCGAUAAAAUCGAAAACUUCCCUUCAUGAGGAGGUCUUCAUCGAUUUCAAACAAGAACCACUUGACGUAACCGAUGACGAUUGUUGAGCAGCGAGAUCCUAUAAUCCAGUGGCCAUAGAAUAUCGACCUCAUAUUGAAUGCAGAAAAUUCAAUUUCAACCUAAGAAGAAAUAUCUCCUAAAUUGUGAUACCAAAGAAGCUUAACAGAUAGAACCGUAUGGUGACGUAAAACCUCAUAAUUGAAUUCGUCAACUUUGAAAAGUUCUUUAAGUUAGAUUGCUUAAUUUAUGAGAAGAACAAAUAGCGCUAUCCAAAUACAUAAUACCUUACAUUCUUCGAUCUCGUGUUUUAUGAAGCUAAAAGAUUUCGGUUCAAUUUUACAUAUGAUAAUGAUAAAUAAAGGGUGUGUCACAUCAAAUUGCAUCACGGAAAAAACGCUGUAGAAAUUUAAUUUUUAGGAAUUAUAUCUUCAGCUUUCGCUUUAAAAUCAGAUAAGAGUGUAUAGAUCACGUUGGCCAUGCUUCACUGUCAAUUUUUCGUAAAUUUGGAAAAAUGUCGUCGAACGAAAAAGAGCGUCGUGAAUUAAUCCUGUGCACUCAUUUCGAGAAUCCGGAGUUGUCACAUCGGGACAUCGGUAAGAUGCUGGGAAUCGUCCAAUCCACGGUCAGCAGAGUACUAAAACGAUACUUCGAGAACCUAACCAUCGACCGGAAGGUGAAGAACGGCAAAAAUGGAUGCUCCGUCAGUGAAAAAGAUCACAAGCGCGUAGUUAAGCAGUUUAGACGUGAUCCGAGAAGUUCGGUCCGGGAUGUCGCCAAUAAGCUGAAUUUGUCAAGUUCAUUCGUCCAGCGAACCAAGCAGCGGGAGGGCCUGCGUACAUACAAGGUUCAGAAGGCUCCAAACCGCGACGAAAGGCAAAACAUGGUGGGGAAGACGCGAGCCCGGAAGCUGUACACCGAAAUGCUGACGAAGCCGCAUUGCCUGGUAAUGGACGACGAAACCUACGUCAAAGCGGACUUUCGUCAGCUGCCGGGCCUGUUGUUCUUCUCCGCAGAGGACAAAUUCAGCGUUCCGGAGGAGAUUCGCAUACAGAAACUAUCCAAGUUUGCCAAAAAGUACAUGGUGUGGCAAGCGAUCUGCUCUUGCAGAAAGCGGAGCGCCCCCUUCGUGAUGACCGGCACGGUAAACGGGUAGGUUUACCUUAAGGAGUGCCUACAGAAGCGCUUACUACCACUAUUGAAGCAGCACGAGGGCUCGACCAUCUUCUGGCCGGAUCUCGCUUCGUGCCACUAUUCAAAGGACGUGUUGGAGUGGUACGAAGCCAACGGGGUCACCUUCGUGCCAAAGGAAAUGAACCCGCCCAACGCGCCGGAGCUUUGCCCAAUAGAGAAAUAUUGGGCGAUUAUGAAGCAGGCCCUCCGGAAGAACCCAAAAGUUGUCAAAUCGGAGGCGGACUUCAAGAGAAAAUGGUUUUCUGUUAAAAAAAAACUACAACCUGACGUUGUACAGAACCUUAUGGACGGGGUAAAGAGGAAGGUACGAGCAUACGGGCUUGGGCUCGAAGUAUGAAUAAAAAGAAAAUGCCAAAAGUUGUUUAAUCGUUUUUAUUUUACUGUCUAAAAAUUUCAAAAGGAUCGGUCUACUGGGCGAAUUUCUACAGCGUUUUUUCCGUGAUGCAAUUUGAUGUGACACACCCUUUACUCACGAGAAAAUCGCAGAAAAAGUACGAUCAAAUGAAUUUACGUAUCUCGUUCUUUAUUUUCCUUAUUUUCAAGUGUGUAAUAAAAACUAAUUAUACAUUGGAUACUCAAUUCUCCUUUUUUUGUUCCAAUGGAAACAUUCGGAAACAAAUUGUUCGUACAAUUUUGAUUGUGGUUUGUACUUCAGACGGACAGUGAAUGAAAACUUUUUGUUGAAUUCAACCAGACCCAUUACAGUAGAGAUUAACGUUUUAGCUUUUUUACAUUCACUCAUUCGGCGAUGCAAUCAAAUUGCAACGAAUACAAAUUAUACCUAGUUUAAGCUUGUUUUUGACCAUUACCUUAUUUAUUCAAAUUGUACUGCUUGAAAUAAAAUGUGUUUGUUUUAUCAGCGACAAUUUUUUGUUUGUUUCUAAUUUGAAAAGAACUGUCUAAGUAAUAAUCGACUUCGACUUCAAAACGUUGCUCAUAUCAAUAUCGGCUAGAACAAAUUCAUCUCUUUCAUUAUAAUCAAUUGUAGAUUAAAAUUGAAUCAUUGAAGUACUAAUUUAUGUUCUUCUGUUCCC